UGAAACCAAUCCAUCAUGGGCAAGGAGAAGAUUCAUAUCAACAUCGUUGUCAUUGGACAUGUAGACUCUGGAAAAUCCACUACCACUGGACACCUUAUUUACAAAUGUGGUGGUAUUGAUAGGAGAACAAUUGAGAAGUUCGAGAAGGAGGCCCAGGAGAUGGGGAAAGGUUCUUUCAAGUAUGCAUGGGUUUUGGAUAAGCUGAAAGCAGAGCGUGAACGUGGUAUUACUAUUGAUAUUGCCCUUUGGAAGUUUGAGACUAGUAAAUACUACGUUACUAUCAUUGAUGCUCCAGGCCACAGAGAUUUUAUUAAGAACAUGAUCACUGGGACGUCUCAGGCUGAUUGUGCUGUGCUUAUUGUUGCUGCUGGUACUGGCGAGUUUGAAGCUGGUAUCUCUAAGAACGGUCAGACACGUGAACAUGCACUGUUGGCUUUUACUUUGGGAGUGAAGCAGCUGAUUGUGGGUGUUAACAAGAUGGACUCUUCAGAGCCACCAUAUAGUGAAACUCGUUUUGAGGAGAUCAAGAAGGAAGUAAGCAAUUACAUCAAGAAGAUUGGGUACAACCCUGCUGCAGUUGCAUUUGUGCCAAUCUCUGGUUGGCAUGGGGAUAAUAUGUUGGAGCACUCUGGCAAGAUGUCAUGGUUCAAGGGAUGGACUAUUGAGCGUAAGGAAGGCAAAGCUGAGGGAAAGUGCCUCAUCGAAGCUUUGGAUGCCAUUCUCCCCCCAAGUCGACCUACUGAGAAACCUCUUCGUCUUCCUCUUCAGGAUGUGUAUAAAAUUGGUGGGAUUGGAACGGUGCCUGUUGGCCGAGUUGAAACUGGUGUGUUGAAACCUGGAAUGGUGGUUACUUUUGCUCCUGCAAAUUUGACGACUGAAGUGAAGUCUGUUGAGAUGCAUCACGAGGCUCUGCAGGAGGCGGUUCCAGGUGACAAUGUCGGCUUCAACGUGAAGAAUGUUUCUAUUAAGGAACUGCGUCGUGGCUAUGUUGCCGGAGAUUCCAAAAAUAAUCCCCCCAAGGGAGCUGCAGAUUUUAUUGCUCAGGUUAUUGUGCUGAACCAUCCUGGCCAGAUUUCCAGUGGAUAUACUCCAGUGUUAGAUUGUCACACUGCUCACAUUGCUUGCAAAUUUGCUGAGAUCAAGGAGAAGUGUGACCGUCGUACUGGUAAAACUACUGAGGAGAACCCAAAGUCUAUCAAGUCUGGUGAUGCUGCAAUUGUUAACCUCGUUCCCAGCAAACCAAUGUGUGUGGAGUCUUUCCAGGAGUUCCCACCACUUGGGCGUUUUGCUGUGCGUGACAUGAGGCAGACCGUUGCAGUCGGUGUUAUUAAGAGUGUCACUACUAAGGAUGUUACUAGUGGUAAGGUAACGAAAGCUGCUGAGAAGGCCCAGAAGAAGAAAUAACUAGGUGUGCUGAUUGGUCCGGCAGUGGCGGUUGUCUCAGCGCAGCUCUCUGCAC
Cryptotermes secundus is the source of this 1459-nucleotide messenger RNA. RefSeq names its product elongation factor 1-alpha. Gene Ontology annotation, molecular function: GTPase activity; GTP binding; translation elongation factor activity. Gene Ontology annotation, biological process: translational elongation; translation. The record is from RefSeq and is a predicted model, not a curated record. NCBI's taxonomy places the organism in Eukaryota, Metazoa, Arthropoda, Insecta, Blattodea, Kalotermitidae. The transcript has 8 exons. Bases 16 to 1404 code for a protein of 462 amino acids.